Molecule: messenger RNA, 957 nt
Organism: Triticum aestivum (bread wheat)
Lineage: Eukaryota; Viridiplantae; Streptophyta; Magnoliopsida; Poales; Poaceae
Exons: 1
Coding region: 331-798 (155 amino acids)
Source: RefSeq, a predicted model, not a curated record
UUCGCCCACUCCGCACUGCCGCGGAGGUCGUCCCCGUCACCUACCAUCCACACCCACGCGCCACGGGCCCGGCUCCCACCGGUACAAGAAGGCGGCCACCCCACCACCACCACAGACGCUCGAAACCCCAACCCAACCAAAUCCAUCAUCGCCAUCAUCCCCACCUUAUUAAACCAAAGCCCGCGCACCUGAUCCUCCAGUGCUGUCCGCCAUCACAGCGUCCGUGAUAGUGCUGUGAUCCGCUGAUCCUUCGCCUGGUAGCUCGGGGAGCAGGCGUAGCGUUCGUUUCUUGCAGGGAGAGUGGGUCGAGUGAUCGGGCGGGCGGGUGGCAUGAGCCCGGGGAGCGGCAAGCUGCGGUGGCUGUGGAGGGCGCCGGCGCGGGCGUUCGGCCGCGCGCGGGACUUCUACGUGCGGAGCAUCACGGGGUGCGCGCGCUACGUCCCCGCCGACGCGGCCUUCGGCGCCUACCCGGUGCUCGUGCCCGCGCCGCUGCCCAGGAGCCAGAGCUGCGGCUCCGGCGCCGACUACGGCGGCGAGGAGGACCUCCGGGAGCUCAUCCGCGCGGCCUCGCAGAGGCGCGAUGUCGAGCAGCGGCGGCAGGCCGACCAUCUCCAUGCCGUGCCCAGGAGCCAGGGCGUGGCGGGGGCGGCGUCCAUGGCGCCGAUCGACGAGGACGCGCCGUGCGAGUUCGCCGCUGGUGCGGGCGCCACGCUCUACUCCCGCAGUCAGAGCUACGCCGGCGGGGCCAUGGGGGCCAGGAAGUCUCACUGCCACAGCAAGGUGUCGGCCUUGGGCUGAGCUAGCCGCCGGCUGCUCCUCAACUGCUCGUGUGUGAUCAGGUUUCAGGUCAUGCUUGCCAAAAAUUGUUCAUGUUGCUCCGAUCCAUCUGAAAUUGGGAUUUUCAGCUUGUAAAUAUGAUACAGGGAGGAAUUCAUGCAUGCGUAAUUUGGUUGUUUC